AUGGAACACGGGAAUGAGAGACAAGCAGGCCCUUCUUGGGAUACCCCACUAAUUCAUAACGAUAUUGAUGAAGAUACCAGUAAGCAGUGCUCUAUGUCUCUAUCGGGCAUGGAACAUAGCAAACACAAGAAUACUAAUCAAGAUUCUGUGUAGUCUUGGUCGGAACUAAGGAUAUAGAACAGCAUAGAAAGACCGUAGCCCUUAAAGUCAGUGACGAAGAGCCUUCUCUGUCAAGACCUUUUGCUAACGUAUUGUGGCAGUUGAUGGAGUUCGGGAAAACCAAAGUAUAUGACAAAAGGGUUCAGAAUGAUGAAACUACUGGUACAAGUCGUCGAGCCACUAGCGCAACAAACGUUUGGUUAGCUCCCGUACUUCUAUCAACAGAUCCCCACCCGUUCUCUCAUCCCUAUCUAAGACUCAUUUAUAAGCAAAUGCAGCAAAACUGACCAUCUCUAUAGGCAAAUGGGAAGGAUGUUCAGCAAAGUUAUAACACGAGGUCGUAUAGAGACUGAAUUUGAAAAAAAUAGCGCCAUAAAAUACAUGCGUGAGAGGGCUGACGAGCAACAACGGCCAGACCGUGUUGUGUGGAGGGGUGACCCCCAAGCGGAUCGUCCUAGGAAAAAUCGUGAACUGGGAGAUUAUGAGAAGGACUUCUUUCUUCUCAAGCCUGAUAUUCACGCCAGUGCAACCAGGUUCAUAACGACCAUGGGGAGAUCCGUCUUGAAAAUGCCGCAUAGCGUUACUUUGAGGUGUGUCGUUUUGAAAAUGCUGGCGUACGAGCAGCGGGACCGGAUUACUUCCAGGGAACUGUUAAAGGUUUGUAGGGACAGUAUUAUGAUAUCGCGAGCUGCAGACCAGCAGAUGAGGAAAAUUCCCGUCGAAUUUCCCUUUGAUACGUCUGGUCUUAGGAGCGGGGGAAACAGGGGAGGCGAAACAUCCGGUGGAAUCAGAAGACCGUCAUCUGCUCAAGGUAAUCCAGCUUUCUCCAAUUCAGAAGUCUCAAAUUAUCUACAAUCCUUUAGGCGUAACACUUACAUUUUUGAUAGCUCCUACAGCAGUGGCGAGUCCAAGUGCGUGCCUUAAUCAAGGGGGCGACCAGCCCAAACCUCCACCGGUCGUCGCAUAUAAUGACCAGAUCUACCAUCUCGCUCCUGACGAACCUCCACCAAUAGGCUCAAUACUCGACGGAUUACUUGAAAUAAAGGACACAUUUGGUCAAAGGUACUGGCCGGACUUACUGGAAAAUGCAAAGUGGGCUCGUGAAAAUUUCAGGAUAGGAGGAUUGGAAGAGGAAGAACGACAAUAUACGAGGGAGGUAGCUGAGCUUGAACGUGAUUGGCGUAUCGAUUAAGAUUGUGGUUGAGGUCCCGAGGUUUUAUCAUUCUGAAUAUGAUACUGUAAAUUAUAGGUAGGCUUCGAUCGAGAAGAAGCUUUAGAGAAUCAUAUUCGAGAGAAC
This is a messenger RNA of Hymenoscyphus albidus, 1456 nucleotides long. The record is from the annotation of a GenBank genome assembly. NCBI's taxonomy places the organism in Eukaryota, Fungi, Ascomycota, Leotiomycetes, Helotiales, Helotiaceae.